Messenger RNA from Ustilago hordei, 714 nucleotides. RefSeq lists its product as uncharacterized. The record is from RefSeq and is a predicted model, not a curated record. The transcript has 2 exons. The coding region runs from base 1 to 714 and encodes 237 amino acids. Lineage: Eukaryota; Fungi; Basidiomycota; Ustilaginomycetes; Ustilaginales; Ustilaginaceae.
AUGUCAUUCAUUGACAAAGUAUUUGAAGCUGGAAGCUGGGAUGUUUCUCUUCCUGCUUCUCCAACUCCCCCAUCUGACACAGAGCAAGAACAAGGUGCACCUCCUGUGCUUUCUCCUGUCACUUCCCCAAUCAAUUGGAUGUCUGGUACACCUUCCACCCAAUCCACCAGGCCUGCUGACAAUGGGGCAAAGAAGAACUUUGUCUGGCAGGCUCAGGACAUCGAGUGCCUUGUAGACAUGAUCUACAUCAAUGAGUCAUAUCAGCACACAAUUCUCCCUUCUCAUCACAAUGAAGCCAAUGAGCCUGCCAACAAGCUUCACAAAGAUACAGUCUAUUGUGACCUCAGCAAAUCGGUCUUCCCUGCCAGGUCUGUUGAUCCCUCUUGCAUCAAGUUCAAGGUAUGCUGGCUUCAAGAAACAUACCAUCAGGAGAAGAAAGCUCUCUCACUUACAGGAGCUGGAACACUGCUGAAGGACAUGGAUGCAACAAAUCCUGUUGCUCUCUCAGCCAAGUAUCCUUGGUUUGAGAAGAUGCAUGAGAUGAUGAAUGAAUGUGUGUUGGCAGGGCCAGCUGUCCUCCUCACAACACCUAGACUGGAUGCUACUGGCAACAAGGAUUCCAAUCAUGUGCUCCCUGGCAGCAAUCCCAUGGAGGAAUCCAGCGAUGCAGACCUCGACCACACAGUGCAUGCCCGGAACCUGUCAUGGGCCUGA